Molecule: messenger RNA, 1727 nt
Organism: Maniola jurtina (meadow brown)
Lineage: Eukaryota; Metazoa; Arthropoda; Insecta; Lepidoptera; Nymphalidae
Gene: Zip99C
Product: zinc transporter ZIP13 homolog
Exons: 8
Coding region: 422-1591 (389 amino acids)
Biological process (GO): zinc ion transmembrane transport; intracellular zinc ion homeostasis
Cellular component (GO): membrane
Molecular function (GO): zinc ion transmembrane transporter activity
Source: RefSeq, a predicted model, not a curated record
CAAAGGCAUUCGAUGAUUCGAAACUCAAAAAAAUAAACAAGGAAAUUGGAAUUUGUAAUUAGCAUCGCAUACAUUUCGUUACUCGAUUAUUUGAUACGGCGUAGGAGUGUUGAAUUUUUUGUUGUUGUCAGAUGCGCAGUUAAAAGUUUAUUGAAGAUAUUGAAUAUUGAAGCGGUAAAAAUGAAACAACAACAUUGAAAGAUAUUUUUUAAAAAUCAUCUGUGAUAUAUCGAGAUAAGGUCGGGCGCACUCAAUCUCAGUGCAGAUUAGUUCGUCUGGAGUCUGGACGGGAGAAUCUUGGAUAACAAUGUCGAAAUAAUAAUAUAAAAUCAUCUGUGCAGUGUGCAGUGUGCAUACAAUUAAAAAAAAAGUGUGAGACGCGUUCCAUUUUAUUAGAAGUUUUAAAUUAAGAACAAUAACAAUGGAGAGUGUUAGUGCUGCAUUAUCGGCGGGGUUUUGGCCGGAAUAUUUAAACGGUUUUGUGGAAGAGUUAGAUGAACAUCCGUGGUUAUUUGCUGCCUUGGCUUCAAUGCUCGUGGGUUUAAGCGGAAUCUUGCCCCUUUUGAUCAUUCCGAUAGAUGAAACAGCAUCCUUCAAAGACGGCGCCAGUGCCGCAACACUUCGUAUUCUGCUCAGCUUUGCAGUCGGCGGUCUGCUUGGAGACGUUUUCCUUCAUCUGCUGCCGGAAGCUUGGCAACAUGAUCUGGCCAGUACAAAAGAUGGAGAACACGUUUCUAUGAAAUGCGGUCUCUGGUGCUUAUUCGGAAUGCUAGUCUUUAUAAUUGUGGAGAAGCUCUUUGCUGGUGUCGAAGAAGAAGAUGAAGAAGAGAUUUCCAAACUAAAUAGUACUGACCAUAUAGAAAUAGAAGACAUAGAGAAGCUUCUAGAAGCGGAAAGAAACAAUCGAGGGAAAGAGAAAGGUGAAGGGAUCUGUGGCAAUGGCACGGCUGCAGCCAAGUUGUAUGAUACGUGUGUUUUCAAUAAUAAUACUAAAGGGGAAGGUGUAUGUUGCAGCGCUAUAACUACAAAGAAUGGUACAGUCCGCUGUAAAGGAAACCGUUGGAUGGGGCGAUGUCUGCUGAGAGAAGCGAAAGAGAAAACAUUGAAGGCUUCAAAGGAAAAGAGCGAGAAGAAAGAUGUGGCUGGCUAUCUGAACUUGAUGGCGAAUUCCAUUGACAACUUCACCCAUGGGCUGGCUGUGGGCGGUUCAUUCCUUGUCGGCUUUAGGGUGGGCUUGCUUACCACAUUCGCUAUUCUGGUUCACGAGAUCCCACAUGAAGUAGGCGAUUUUGCGAUACUGCUCAAAAGCGGCUUCUCGCGAUGGGAAGCGGCUAAGGCACAACUGGCCACAGCAUCAGCGGGUCUGAUUGGCGCUAUGACAGCGGUCAUAUUUAGUGGAGCCAGGAAUGCUAUCGAGGCGAAAACUUCCUGGAUAGUCCCUUUUACAGCGGGGGGCUUCCUACACAUCGCGCUGGUCACUGUGCUACCGGAUUUACUUAGAGAAGAAGACAAAAUGGAGUCGCUCAAACACUUAGCUGCUCUCGUAUCCGGUAUAUUUGUCAUGGCUUUUAUGACGCAGUACUUCGGAUAGGCUGUUUAGGCAAGAAAACUCAGGCAAGAAAAAAAACCAGGCAAGAAGGCAUGAAGUAGGUUGAGUUAGACAAAUUGUGAUAGUGAGUAACUUUUUCAGUUAGGUACAAACCAAAAUUAUUUUAUUAGUUUGCAUC